Molecule: messenger RNA, 2975 nt
Organism: Cataglyphis hispanica
Lineage: Eukaryota; Metazoa; Arthropoda; Insecta; Hymenoptera; Formicidae
Product: mitochondrial import inner membrane translocase subunit TIM44
Exons: 8
Coding region: 272-1633 (453 amino acids)
Biological process (GO): protein import into mitochondrial matrix
Cellular component (GO): mitochondrial inner membrane
Molecular function (GO): protein-folding chaperone binding
Source: RefSeq, a predicted model, not a curated record
UUUUAUCAACUGCACUAUUUGGAUAUCGAGAGAAGUGGAAAACAGAAUAAAAACAUUUAUUAAUAAAAUUUAAUCGGAUUACUUUUCCAAGAAUUUCAACCACAAAUGUAUGUGCAUAUCGUACAUGGAAUUCAUCAGCUUUCAUAAAAUUUCAAGGUGCGAUUAGUUCAUGAUAUUUAAUCAUAGAUGGCAACGUGAUUGAGCGAAUUCGUCAGCAUUCGGCGCAUUCACGAGGACUUUUCGCAGACGAUAUUGAUAAAUCUUUCGUAAAAUGUUUCAGAAUAUUGCAUCUUGUAGAGCGAGCUUAAAGGGAGCUACGAGAUCGGUGCAAUCAACGAGAAACUUGAGAAAUGGCUCGAGAGAAUGUUUAUCAUUAUGUACACUUCAAUCAACAUCACAGGAAAUGCUCAAUAUGCAAAUGCAGUGGAUUCGAUUAUAUUCGAAUCCGGCACGACGGCCAAGCUUCUUCUCUCAGUUCAUCGAAAAUAUCAAACAGGAAAUGCAAAAGAACAAGGAAAUGAAGGAAUCUUUAAAGAAAUUUAGAGAGGAAGCUCAGAAAUUGGAACAAUCAGAAGCAUUGCGUACAGCGCGACAAAAAUUCCAUGCUGUUGAAUCUGAAGCUAACAAAGGUUCGGAAGCUAUUAAGGAAAAGCUAGAUACUUUUAAAGAGAAGGUACAAGAAGUUAUCGAGGAGGCAAGUAAAACUGAAUUGGGCAAACGCGCUGGCCAGUUAGGCGAAGAAAUUACGAAAUCUGCCAAAGGUGCAGCAGAGACGAUUUCUGAAAAAAGUCAAGCACUUGGUAAGACGGGUGCAUUUCAAACGAUAUCGCACACUGCAGAGGCCGUACGAAAUGAACUUGAUCAACAUGGAAUUCUAGGCAAAGUUUACAUGCCACCUAAAAAGCUACGAAAGAGGAACGAAGUGUCAAUAGAACCUAGAGAAAUUAUGCCUGAUCAGAAAUCGACCGGUGUAGAGAUACAUAAAGACUUUAUGUUUUCCAAUGCCUGGCAAAAAUUUAAGGAUACUAAUCCAUACGUGAAUAAGGUAAUGGACUGGAAGAUGAAAUACGACGAAUCAGAUAAUGCUGUAUUACGUGCUUCCAAAUUGCUUACGGAUAAAGUUUCGGAUGUUAUAGGCGGCUUGUUUCAAAAGACCGAAUUAUCAGAGACCCUGACAGAGAUCUGUAAAUUGGAUCCCAAUUUUAGUAAAAUUCAAUUCUUGAAGGACUGUGAAACCGAUUUUAUUCCGAAUAUUCUCGAAGCAAUGAUCAGAGGUGAUCUCGAGAUUCUGAAGGACUGGUGUCAUGAAGGUCCUUAUAAUAUUAUUGCACAGCCACAUAAAGAAAUAAAGAAACUAGGACAUUAUUCGGAUAGUAAAAUUUUAGACAUUGACAAUGUGGAUCUAAUGAUGGGCAAGAUGAUGGAACAGGGACCAGUUUUAAUAAUUAGUUUUCAAUCUCAACAAAUUAUGUGCAUAAGAAACUCGAAGAACGAGGUGGUCGAAGGAGAUCCACAGAAAGUGAUGCGCGUCAAUUAUAUCUGGGUAAUGUGUCGUGAUCCGACGGAACUCAAUCCCAAGGCCGCGUGGCGUUUGCUUGAUCUUAGUGCUACCAGUUCGGAACAGUUAGUAUAGUGCACGAGCAUGUAAAUUAUUCGAAAAAUUUACCACAAUCAAAGGAAUCGUAUAAUGUAUAUUGUUCUUGUACAUUGAUGCUAUUCGCAUUGAAAUGAGUAUCGAAUGCGGUAGCAAUUCCUUAACGAUCGCAUUAAGUGAUCACCGAUCUAGCUAAUCUACUUUGAGCACAACGUAUUUCUUAUAAAUCGGAAUGUUUAUUUAUAUGUACAAGAUUCAUGUGUACUAGCAACGCGACGUGUGUAAAUUUUAAUUUUGCGUAAUGCGCAUUUUGUAGAGUUUAUCGCUUUCAAAAUGAUAUAUUUGUAAAUGCACCGUGAAAUAACACGCAUCGUUCAAUACGAUCCGCGCGAUUGUGCUAAUUUUUUAUUAUUUAAAAAUAGUCCAUAAUAAUAAGAUAAUGAUUAUUUAUCAUAUGCGUAAUAGAACGAGUGUUUAGCGAUAAUAAUUAUUCGAUUGCGUUUUUACUGAUUAGCAUUACAUAUUUUACGUUAAAUGAAAUUUUCGCGUGCAUAGUCCCUUUCCUGUUUAUAUAUAAUGUUAAACGAUAAAAUAUAAAAAAAAUUUAUAUAUUCAUAAAUAUUAACUCUCACAUUAUAUUCAAAUGGAUCUUAUUUGUAAAUUGCUCUAUAGUCAUAUGUAAUAGAUAUUUAAAUCUUGUCCAUCACAUAAUUGGCGAACAUAAAUCAUGCCUUUAUUCUUUCUUGAUAAAGAUGAAAUUAUGUAUUUUAUUGAUAGAGAAAAUUACUAAAAUUUUAUCUUUUAAAUGCUAAAAUCAAUAAUGGAAAAGAACAAUUGCAGAAUAUGAGCCUUUCAGAAACCAUACUGAUUAACGUCAAAUUUUGGAAACUUCUUAAUUUUAAUAUCCGAAUACUAAUCACGUGUUUUGUAUAUUAAAAUGAGGAAUUUUACAAAAAGUGGAAUCGAUCAAUUUGGCAUUUGAGAAGUUCAUAUAUUAACUAAAGAUUCUGAGAGAUGAAAUUAUUUUUCUUUCUUAUUUUAUUUGAAAUAUAUAAAGCUUUGUAGUAGUAUAUGAAUGAAUGCAAUGGAAUAUAGAUAUAUCAAAUGUGAAAAUAUAUAUUCAGAUACUAAACAAGUUGUUAAUAAAACUUUUUGUAUAUGUGUACGUGUGUGUGUGUGUGUGUGUGUACACACAUUCAUACAUAUAUACAUUAUAUGUAUAUAUGUACAAGCUGAUAUCUACGAUUAUAAUGUACAGUGGUGAGAAAUUGUUAAAAGAACUGUUGAUCAUUUUUUUAAAAGCUAUAUUAUACAAGUUUACAAAGCUCAGAUCGGUUGGAAUUGAAAUCGAAUAAAAUGACACCCAAUGUGAACACAGCAA